UACCAGUGCAAGUAUGCCAUUUUAUGUGGAUAACGCUCAAAACAGGAGUUUAGGGCGUGUAGGACUUCCUCAUGGAGCAGCUGUCUUCAGCAGGAGUUCUGGAACUGUCCACAACAGGUUUGGCAGUCAAGGGUCGUCUUUUGCGUCUUUCACACCAUCAGCAUCAGGAGCAUCGUCUUCUUUCUCGCCAAGCUCUUACUCUACAAAUGAUUCCAACAGAUCCUUCGUGAACACUUAUGUUGACAACCCAACGAACAGAAGACUAGAUCGUGUUGGACUUCCCCAUGGCACUGCUGUUCAGUCCAAAAUCAGCAAUAUUCCUGCGGAGCCUAGAUUUUCUGUCAGUGCUAAAGAAAAUCCUGGAAGAAGCUUGCAAGAUGGCAGAAGAAAUGAUUCCAACAGCUCCUUCGUGAAAACUUAUGUUGACAACCCAACGAACAGAAGACUAGAUCGUGUUGGACUUCCCCAUGGCGCUGCUGUUCAGUCCAAAAUCAGCAAUAUUCCUGCGGAGCCUAGAUUUUCUGUCAGUGCUAAAGAAAAUCCUGGAAGAAGCUUCUCAUCUCACACCUCUGUGAAAACAGCUUGGGCUGAUGAGAAACCCCAGAAGCUCUAUGCAGACAACCCACGGAAUGAAAGGCUUGGGAGAGCAGGAAAACCUUUGGGAUCAAUGCCUGUGAAAAAGAAGCCGAGUUGUGACAGUCCCAGGAUGAAGUCUGAUUCCUGUGAUCAUGCUUCUGGAGCUAAUGCAGCCAGUGUUAAUCCACCAAAGGUCUAUGUGGACAAUGCACAGAACAGAAAGCUUGGGAGAGCUUUGAAGCCUCUAGGCAGCAUGCCUGUGACUAAGACCAAAGCUGAUUCUUCCAGACAAGGAAAUGAAAGAAGGAAAGUGGAUGAACAGGUUACCCCACAGGUCAGUUAUGAUUACUCAUCUGACCAGGCAGAAAAGAGCGGGGAAAGCAGUGGAUCAGUUGCCUCAAGAAUCUAUGCUGAUAACCCGUUCAACCGGGCACAUCACAGAGCUGGCCUUCCUUUGGGAUCCAGGUCAAUUUCAAGAGACGGGACGUACCAAGGUUCUAAGUACUAUGUGGACAAUGCCUUGAAUCGCAAGCUCAACAGAGUUGGAGAACUUCGUGGCAGCAGACCUGUGAUUGAAAGAGAAAAAGUCUACAGCGAUAACCCUCUGAACAGAAAAUACGACCGGGUUGGCAAGAAAUGGGGUACAUCUGGGACUGAAAAGGACAAAGCACAUCAGCUGUAUGAAUUUCUUAAAGUCAAUGAGGACAGAAAUCUUCCUGGACCUUUAGAACAAUUCUGCGACGAGGAGCAGGAAAUUGCAAGCCAAGUAAAGAGUCUUGUGAAUAGAGAGCAACAAGCCAUUGAGUGUGUAGAGGGUUUGGUCUCUGAUUCAAAUUGGUCAGUGAGGUCUCGUAUUUCAACUUCUUUGCUGGAAAAGUUUCAAGGGAAUAUAAUUCGGUUUGAAGACCUGACUAUUGGUAAAGAAAUUGGUCAAGGAGGGUUUGGCGUUGUGUAUAUGAGCACCUUGGACAGAGAAGUGGUUGCUGUGAAGAAACUGAAAGUACAACAGCUGACAAAGAGAAGAAUGCAGCAGUUUGAAAAUGAAGUGUCGCUGUUUUGCGUCCUGAGCAACCCUAACAUCCUGCAAUUCAUUGGAGCUUGCAUUGAAAAACCCAAUUUGGCCAUUGUUAUGGAAUAUAUGGACAUGAGUUUGUUUGAUGCUCUACACAUUAAACAGGUGGAUUUCCCAGAAAGUACCAAGCUAGCUCUGAUGGACCACAUGACCUUGGGGCUCAUGUACCUGCACAACAACGACAUUGCCCACUGCGACCUGAAGACUCAGAACAUACUGCUGAACAACGUUCCUGGCCAGGAAGUGACAGUCAGCUCGGAGCCAGUGGUGGCCAAAAUUUGUGACUUCGGCCUCAGCAUGAUGAAGUCAGACACAGAAACAACCUCUACGAACGUGGUGACAGGUGCGGGAAGUCCACGCUAUGCUGCUCCAGAGGUGCUGAGAGAAGAGAAACUUUCUUUGGAGCAGUUGAAGAAGGCGGACAUGUACUCAAUGGGAUUGCUGCUCUUUGAGUUGUCCACAGAGGUAAUUCCCUUCGAGGACCUGAACAUACCUCAGCUAAUUCGGGGCAAGGGACAUAACGGUGAGACACCAGAAUUUUCCUUGCGACUUGAUAUUCAGCUGGAAUAUGUUAUAAAGGACCUGUGGAGCUUUGAUCCCAACAGCAGACCAACUUCAGAAACGCUGACAAAGGAAGUUGACAAUAUUAAUUCUGUGUAUGCUUUGGAAGAGUAAUUGUCUUAGUACUUGGGCUGACAGUUUUCUCUCUUUUUCAUUAAUUUUCUAUCCCAUGAUAUACUUUUUAGUCCACUUGUUUUGCAACGGCAAGAGAAGUUGAGUCAUGCAUCUUUAUCACAAAGCAGUAAUUGAUUGUGGAAAUAAACAUUGUAGUAUGUUGAACAAUGUUUUUAUGACUAUUAUUUCAAAUAUCAGACAGUUGAGGUUAAAAGAUAAGAUGCCGGAUUAAAGGUAAAAUUAGAGCAACUUAAUUAAAAGUUAACUAAAGCUAACAAUCCAAGUUUGAGGAUGUUAACUCUUUCCGGACGCAUCGCCGAUAUAUUGGCGCGAGUCCACACCCCUUGCGGCCGUAUCGCCUAUAUAUCGGCUGUGAUAGGGAGCCUCAGUAUUUUUCGUUUUAACAUGAUCCGUCAUUCAUAAUUACUUGUUAUUGUUAUUGAAAACUUGGAAAGGAUUUAGGAAACGAAAACAUCUAGGCCUAGUUUCAUUUUGCCAAAGCGCCGCUUUGGCAAAAAAACGAGUGAAUUAAUUAUUUAAAUUAGUUCUUGUGGUCUUGAAUCAACAAAACGAUGUAACCGGACUCGGUAUAAAUAUCAUAACUCAAACAAAAAAUGGAAAAUUGCUUUCAAAUAAAAAGCUGCGCAUUCAGAAAUUUAUGGAUUAUUCUCUUGGCCUGUAUGUGAUAAGAUAGCUAUGCUGAUUUGCUUUCUCUUGUUUGGUGAAUGUAAUUUUUACAUCAAAAUGUAUUUUUCUCAUCGCCAUCGCCAUUUCUAACCCUUGUAAUGCAUACUUAUGUCCAAAAUUAAUCCUUGUUUCAUUGGAAUGUAUUCCUCGUUCAAUUUCCUUCUAUUUGAUAUAUCAUAUUUUACGUUUUGAGUGAUGGUUAUGCUUAUGUAAAGUUAUUUUGAUAACAUUGGUCAACAUACAUUUUGCAGCAUUAGUUUUAAGUUUAGGAUUUGUUCUAAGCUAAUUUGGGGUCGCUUAUUCUAGAAAUGAUACAGGCCAAAGGGCUAGAACUCAAAUGGCCCCUGGAUUGGAAAAGUAUUCUUGAAAUGUAUUCGUUUUUGUGUAUCACGUCAUUACGUCAAGGUUUUGCUCAAUGAAAAGGUUAUAUUUUUCAUGUUCAUAUUAUGACAAAAUUCAGUAGUUUUCAAACAGUAUAGCCUAUAGUUUGAUUUAAAACGCCGUUUUAAUGAAUUAGAGAUAGGCGUUGAACCUUUAACGGUGUGACUCUUCAUCAAAAAUAAUAUUAUUUAUGUAAGUGAUCAAUAAUAGUUCAUUUAUGCCAAUGUUUCUGUGAUAUAACGAAAUAAAAUGUAGCUAUAUCUUUACAUGUGCGCUACAAAAUGUAGCUCAACCACUAUCUAUUUUGACCCUCAGUCUUCACAAGAGCAUGCCAAAAAAUCUGCAAAAGUAAUGGCUUGCCUGUAACGACCCUUUUUUUUUGUACAAACAGUGUUGGAGAUUUUUGUGAAAGUAGUGUACACGCUUAAAAUUAAGGACGAAAAUCAAAUUUUUCACACACAUCGAUUUCAAAACACUAUUGAUAUAUACUCAGCCAUAAUUAAAUGACGAUUACCGUUUUUCAGAACGUUUGUCUUCAAACUGAAAAAAA
This is a messenger RNA of Aplysia californica (California sea hare), 3941 nucleotides long. RefSeq names its product serine/threonine-protein kinase STE20. Gene Ontology annotation, molecular function: protein kinase activity; ATP binding. Lineage: Eukaryota; Metazoa; Mollusca; Gastropoda; Aplysiida; Aplysiidae. The record is from RefSeq and is a predicted model, not a curated record. Gene Ontology annotation, biological process: protein phosphorylation.